AUGCUGGGGAGAACACCAAGCAAAGAGGAAGAGGAGGAGGAAGAAGACCUCCUUCUCGCCUUUCCCGGCUCUUUUCCUCCCUUCUCCGGCCAGCAGCCGGCGAGCCACAUUCCUGAACACGUCAAGUCUGAAAUAGCACCCACGGAAAGAGUACAGCGCUUAGUGAAAGAAGAAAUGGAUGUUUGCUGUGAAGCUGCUGGGAGAUAUCCAAGUAAUUAUAAUGCCUGGUCUCAUCGCAUCUGGGUUUUACAGAACUUGGCAAAGCUCAGUACCAAGAUUCUUCUUGAUGAACUUUCUUCCACUAAACAUUGGGUCUCCAUGCAUGUUUCAGACCAUAGUGGAUUCCACUACCGCCAGUUUUUAUUAAAGUCAUUAAUUUGUAGAACUGGGACUGACUGUAGCGUGCAAUUGCACAACCAGCCAGCCAAUCCGCAAGUACCCAGUGUUCCAAAAGAGGAAGAAAACACUGAUGCAGAAGCUGCCUGCAUGGAAGAACAGCAGUCAGAUCACCCGCUUCUUCUAAAGGAAGAAGUAGAGCUCUGUACAGAUUUGAUUAAUACUUUCCCAGGCCAUGAAACCCUUUGGUGUCACAGACGGCAUGUAUUCUGGCUCCAGCACCACUUGAAGAACAAGUUUCCACUUCCAAGCCUCUGGUCAACAUCAGCAGACAGUAGGGAUGGGACACUGAAUAACUUACAUCCUGAUGGUGCCCUUGGAUGUCAUGUGACUCAAGACAUGGAUGUUGAUGGCUUGAUUGAAGCCAACCGACAAGGCUACACUCAAGAAACUAAACGCCUGAAGCGUGCGCCUAUGCAGGACUUUGUCAGUCUAGAAGCAGAAUAUAGGUUCAUUGACCACAUUUUAGCAACGUGUAGAGAGGUAGAGCAGGCAAGGUUUGCUAACGCAUACAGAAAAUGGUUGGUUUCGUUUCUAGGUCAAUGAAGGCAGAAAUAUAAAGGAAAAAAAAACUGCAGGGUCCCCUGUUUAGUGCAAUAUUCUCUUUUCUUGCACAGGUGCACAUCUUUGGCCCCUGGCACUUUUCCUCCCUUCAUUGUUUUUUUAUCAGUGCUAAAUUUCAUUUGCCAGCAAUGGCUUAGUUUAACUUAAUUUGUAGAUGCACCCUGGUGUUAAGCGUUUGAAAG
Molecule: messenger RNA, 1142 nt
Organism: Anolis sagrei ordinatus
Lineage: Eukaryota; Metazoa; Chordata; Lepidosauria; Squamata; Anolidae
Source: RefSeq, a predicted model, not a curated record